AAAUAAUAAGAAAUAUGGAAGAGAUUAACGCAGUUGAGUUGUUAAGAGAGGAACUUAAAGGCACCUCACCCCACCUGUUCGAAGUAGAUGAAGUCCACCUUAAAGUCAACGCUAUCCACAGAUUGAAGACCGUACUCUUGUCCAUUUCUCAAGACGAAAUUAAGUCAGACCUGUUUCCUUUCCUCCAAGAUCUUAUUGAUACUGAGUGAGACGAAGUCUUGUUUGCCAUUGCCGAGGAAUUAGGAAAGCCCGAUAUUUGCAGUUUGUGUGACUCCGCCAACCUCCUUGAAGCUCUCGAGAAACUCGCCCAGAGCGACGAAACCGUUGUCAGGGAGCAAGCAGCCAAUUCGUUGAGGAAUGUGUGCAAGGCCAUGAGCGAGUCAGAUGUGCAGGAUCUAUUCAUUCCAUUGGUAUUCAGGCUUUCAAGCAGUGAUUGGUUCCCUGGAAGAGUUUCAGCAUGCAGCUUGUUUUCGAAAGCAUACGAAAGUGCAGGAUCUCACAAAGAAGACCUUAGGAAGAAAUUCUUAGAACUGUGAAACGAGGAUACUCCAAUUGUUCGGAGAGCCGGAUCCAAGAGGCUCGGAGAGUUUGCUACUCAUGUUGAAAAGCCAUAUGUGAUCAAAGAGAUCUUCCCCAUUCUGAAGAAGCUGGCCAAAGACGAGCAAGACCAAAUCAGAAUAUUGUGCAUCGAGAGUCUGAUCCCAAUUGCGAAGUACCUGACUAAGGAAGAAAACCAGCUCCACGCUAUAGGUCCCCUCUUGGUCACCAGUGAAGACAAAAACUGGAAAGUCAGACUCACAUUUGCAAAGAACUUUGCUGAGCUUGCUGAUGCGUUCGGUAAAGAGAUCACCGACUCGAACCUCAUCCAGACAUUCUCGAUGUUCCUCAACGACUCCGAAGGUGAAGUCAAAGAUGCUGCCAUUCACAGUCUCUCGAAGUGUCUCAAGACAAUAUCUCCAGAGAGAGUGAUCAGCUAUGUGCUUCCGAACAUCCAGUCGAUGUACGUGGACGCGUCUUCGUCGUUCAAGGGCGGCCUGGCCAACACUCUGUGUGCAAUGGCUCCAAUCGUUGGGUCGGAAGUGGCCAAUUCAAGAGUGCUUCCGAUCCUUCUGGAACUUAUCAAAGACGACGAUGCAGAUGUCAGACUCAAUGUCGCCAAAGGAAUGAUCAAGCUUGCUGAAGUUUUGGGCACAGACUUGCUUAGUGAAGGAGUCAUUGCUUCGCUCUCUCAGAUGACCAAGGACACCCAGUGGAGAGUGAGGUCGUCUGUCUACGACUUGUUGUCGGACUUGGGAGCAGCUCUAGGGAAAGAGACAUUCCAGAGGAACCUUAAAGACAUAUUCUUCGGGUUCUUGACAGACACUGCAGCUUCAGUGAGAAACCAAGGAAUCUUAAAGCUCGGUGAUUUAGCAGAGUCAUUUGGCAGCGACUGGGUGAUCGAUGAAAUCAUUCCAAAGCUUAACGACAUCUACGAUCAAGACAAGCAAGGAUACUUAUAUAGAAUGUGUGUAAUCAACGCCGGCAUCGAAAUUUCAAGGGGCUUGUCAAAGAGUCAGAUCAACGCUCACAUUGUACCCAUAAUGCUGAAAGCCUGCUCUGACUCAGUGGCCAACGUGCGCAUCACUGUAUGCAAAGCAAUCAAGAAGCUUGUAUCAACACCAGAAGGAGCAGCUGUGGGAGCCAAUUUCAAAUCAACACUAUCUGAUUUAGUUAACGACUCCGACAAAGAUGUCAAGCAUUUUGCUACUGUUGCAGAAGAGGCCAUCUAAUCA
Messenger RNA from Moneuplotes crassus, 1772 nucleotides. The record is from the annotation of a GenBank genome assembly. Lineage: Eukaryota; Ciliophora; Spirotrichea; Euplotida; Euplotidae.